AUGCGUCGUCCUGGACUGGUUAGCUGCGGCUCCGGCUUGACAACACAGCUCCAGUUUUUACACAGCGCCGACCCAGUGAACUGUGAGAGGUGCCAGCGCUCUCCUUGGGGAACAUCUCUCAAUACAUCCUUUAGCGCCCGGGGAACCCCACACCAGCCACAAGUGUCCCGCCAGCAACACCUACUGAACCACUCACCUGCCACAGGUCUUGGUCAGUAUCACCUCCUCUCAAGCAGUCGUCAACACCUUCACCUCUCCUGCAGAAGCCACGAUGAAGUUCUUGCUGUUCUCAGCUCUGUUGUUGACGGUGACGUGGGGCAGCAGUGAUACUGAAGACGACAGUUUACCUAGGGCAAGCCACGAACUCUCUGCUUGGUCCUGGAAGACGACCACGAGAGGCUGUCCGGAUCCCAAUUCGUACGGAAGGGUCUGCAAGGCGUACAUUGACCAGUGUAAUUCUGACCAGGAGUGUCGGAUGACUGGCAAAGGCAACAAGUGUUGUCUUGUUGCUGGUUGUGGCAGAUCGUGCAUGAACUAAGGUCAGGAGGAACAAAGGGUACGUCGGAAGAGGGGCAGAAAGGCAGGCUGCAGGAGGGGCAAUAGGAGCAUGUUGUAGGAGCGUUUUCAUAUUAUCUAUGAAAUGAUUUCAGCCAGUGAAAUUAGGGAGUUAUCAGGUAAAAGCGCCAAGCCAUUACGACUAUAUAGCACUUGGAAGGAGUAAGGAUAAGGAUUUGGGAUGGGAGGGAGGGAAAGGAGUGGUGCCCAAGCACACGGACGGUCGGAGAUCGAACGCCGACCUGCAAGAAGCCAGACCGUCGCAAAUAUCGUCCAGCCCAUGUGGUUGGAUCAGCUAGUGGAGGCGCUGUGUAACAUUCCUUAACAAAACAAGCAGUACACGUUCAGAAUAUUUUCAUCUAUCACGAGUACUUGGAACCUGUCCGGGAAAAAACACCAUAAAAUGCACCAGCUCACUUGGACGAGUUGACACCUUGACUCCACAGUUGUCUCCCAGCAACUAUCAACCUCAAGAUGGCACAACUGACAUGAACGUAUCAAGAUAUGCAAAACAACGCACAAUAAAUAGAGAACAGCACACAAUAAAUGAAAAAGAGCACACAAUAAAGGCAGAACAGCACACUACCAUAAGAAAUUUUUUUAGUAAUUAGUGGAGUUUUUAGUUUGUGUAUCCAAACCUUUAAUUUUGUAUAAAGAUUAAGCUUGACAUUUUCCUAGUAGUACUAUCACUUACAUUAUAUACGUAUUAAGAGAGAGCUUGGCAUAUUCCUAGUGGUAUUAUCACUUGCAUUAUACUUUUAUCAAUGUUAGGCUUGACAUUCUCAUAAUGAUAUAUUGUCAAUUUAGGUUAUACCUCAGCUUCGAUCAUAACAUCUUAGCUUGUAGUAUUUAUAGAUUUCUAUUUAAUUUAAACUCGAAGAUUAGUAACUAUAAAUAGAUUUAUAAGAUGCUAUAUUGUCAAUCCUGUUAACCAAUAUGUUGAAGUUCUGCAUAUAUAGUUAUCAUGACCCGCGUCCUUUUCUGAUUGUAUCUUUCCAAGACCAUUUUAUUAAAUAAAGCCAAUUGCUCAAUGACAGUGGCUGAAUUAACAAGUUAAAUUUAAGAUUCUCUUUGUUUUCUUCUAUCUUUUUAUUCAUUGAUAUUCUGGCAAAAAAUAUUAAUUUAAAAUUUAUAAUUUAAAAAAUAGAAUUUAGUGAAAAAAACAUGUCAGAUUUAAGCACUUGUGUGUAUGCCUAAUAAUUCCCAAGCCAGUGUGAUUUCGAGGAUCUGCUAGGCCUAAGUAAGGGAUACUAAGCCUAUUAUGACCAUACGCACACAACAAAAAAACGACGAAACUACAACGCUUCUGUCCGUUCAGGACCAUUAUCAAGCUGAUCACAAGACUUGAUAAACGUUCAAACGAACCGACACGUCGUUGUUUCUUUGUUUUCUGAUGUGUUGUUUGGACAUCAUAUCUUCAGCCACGUUAUUGUGACUCAUCGUCUGAACAUA
Molecule: messenger RNA, 2007 nt
Organism: Procambarus clarkii (red swamp crayfish)
Lineage: Eukaryota; Metazoa; Arthropoda; Malacostraca; Decapoda; Cambaridae
Source: RefSeq, a predicted model, not a curated record